AUGUCUAUUGGUACUGUAUUUGAAAAAGCUUAUAGAGGUGAUUAUAAUCAAGUCAAAGUUAAAAUUGAUGAAGAUAAAUCAUUAAUACAUACAAAUGACUCGAAUGGCCGGCUUCUUAUUCAUUGGGCUGCAUUAGGAGGCAAUGAGAAUUUAGUUGACUUAUUAAUAAACUUAGGUUCUCCUCUCGACCCUGUUGAUGACACUAAUAGCAGUCCCAUUAUAUUAGCAGCUUCAGCUGGAAAGUAUAAUGUAGUUAAGUUGCUUAUUGAUAGGGGUGCAAAUGUCAACCAUAAAACGUAUAGAGGUCAAACACCACUUCACUAUGCAUGUUCUAAAGGACAUAAAGAGAUUGCAAAGCUGUUAAUUGACUCGGAUGCUCGAAUAAAUGAAGGUGAUGUGUUAGGCGCAACACCUUUACAUAGGGCAGCAUCACAAGGAAGAAGUAAUAUAGUGGAAAUUCUAAUAGAAGAUCCAUUAAUUAAAGUGGACACUUGUGAUUCUACAGGAUGUACACCCCUACACCUAGCUUGUGAAGAAGAUAGAGAAGCCGUGGCUUGCAUGUUAGUCAAUGCAGGUGCAAGUAUUGAUACAAAAAAUAAAGAAGAAAAGUCUCCAUCCAUUAUAAUAUAUGCUGCUUCAAGCAUGCCAGCGACAUAUUACGACUACUAUGAUGGUAGUAAAGUGUUUGUUUUCGUUUCUACUAGACUUGGUCUACCUGUAGAUCUUGUUAAUUUUUUGAUCGCACAAAUAGCUGCACUAUGCCUGGCCAGAUUAUUUCGGAAACCAUUGCGACUUGCUUCACCAGAAUUUCGUCAUUCUGUAUGCCUUGUUAUAGGUUUGCUAAUGGGAUAUUUCUGCUUUGGAAAACAAGCUGUACACCUGUCAGUUCUGCCAAUGUUAAGUUAUAUUCUGCUUAAGACGUUACCGAAUCGGAUAAUGGGAAAUGUUAUAUUGACAGUGUCAAUGUUAUACUUGUCGUGUCUCCACUUGCAUCGGCAGCUGUAUCACACGGCUGACUAUACGCUGGACAUAACAGGGCCCGUGAUGGUGAUAACGCAGCGGGUGACCUCGCUGGCGUAUCUGCUUCAGGACAACUUCGCCAGGAGCGAAGUGGGCUCAAACCACGCGAGAGGCGACGGGCCUUCAGCCAAAGUGGACAAGACACCGUCGCCAUUGGAAUAUUUCGCGUACACACUGGCCUUCCAGACACUCAUGUGCGGGCCGGUCGUGUUCUACUCUGACUACAUAAAGUUCAUAGAGGGCGCUGAAAUCGACGCGAUGAGGGAGAAGACGACAGAUUCGGAGCCGUCGCCUCGGCGGGCAGUCCUGUACAAGGUGGCGGGCUCUGUCGCCGCAGCGGUCUUGUACCUAACACUGGCCAAAAAGUAUCCCCUCACAAUUCUGGAAGAGCUGACCGAUCCCGCGUCCGAAGUGUCACGAUCGUGGUCCGCCCUGUACCUGCUUUGGUACGCGUACCUGUCCACGCUAGUGGUACGGUGCAAGUACUACCACGCAUGGCUCCUCUCGGAGGCGAUCUGCAACAACUCCGGUAUGGGCUUCAACGGGUACGACGCCGACGGUACGCCCAAAUGGGACAAAAUGUCCAACAUAGACGUAUUUGGAUUCGAGUUCGCGCAAAACUUCCGCGCGGCAGUGGCCAGUUGGAACAAGAACACGAACGCGUGGCUGCGCGGCGUCGCGUACGAGAGGGGCGGGCGGCGGGCGGGAAUCGCGCGCGUGUACGCGCUCUCCGCCAUAUGGCACGGCUUCCAUCCGGGCUACUACCUCACCUUCUUCGCCGGCGGCCUUUUCACCGUCGCCGCCAAAAAGGUGCGUGCUGUUAUUCGCCCAAUGUUUUUAGAUAGCAGACCAAAGAAAUUCUUUUAUGAUUUAUUGACUUUCAUUACGACCCGCAUUGCGAUGACUUACGCUACUGUACCUUUCGUCUUAUUGCACCUUGCGCCAAAUCUUGCGUUUUAUGGGAAGUUUUAUUAUUCCCUUCACUUUAUAGCGUUGGGUGCAUUACUUUUGCCAAGCAAAAGAAAAAGUUUAUCAAACGGCACAUCAACCAAUGAACUUUCACAAGCAUCUUCCAAAGGGAAAUUUAAA
This is a messenger RNA of Iphiclides podalirius (scarce swallowtail), 2109 nucleotides long. Lineage: Eukaryota; Metazoa; Arthropoda; Insecta; Lepidoptera; Papilionidae. The record is from the annotation of a GenBank genome assembly.